Molecule: messenger RNA, 1281 nt
Organism: Rotaria sp. Silwood2
Lineage: Eukaryota; Metazoa; Rotifera; Eurotatoria; Philodinida; Philodinidae
Source: the annotation of a GenBank genome assembly
AUGAAUAAUGCACGAAUUGAUCAUACGGCAUCCGUGUUAAACAAUGGAAAAGUGUUAGUUACUGGUGGUUGUAACGGUUCUCUUCUAAAUAGUGCUGAGUUGUAUGAUCCAGCAACACGAACUUGGACAGUUACUGGCAGCAUGAAUAAUGCACGAAGUUUACAUACAGCAUCCCUAUUGCCGAAUGGAAAAGUUUUGGUUACUGGGGGACUCAAUGUCAGUACUAUCACGAAUGGUGCUGAAUCGUGUGAUUUAUCAACAAAAACAUUUGCGAUAUUCGAUAAAAUGAGCAAUGGACAAAACAAUUGGAAAGCCUCGGUAUUAACUAAUCGAAAAAUAUUAGUUGAUGGCAGAGAGAAUUAUCUGACUGCUAUCAAUAGUACUGAACUAUAUGACCCAUUAACAGGAAUCUGGACAACUACUGGUAGUAUGAAUUAUGCACGAGGAGGACAUACAGCAUCCGUAUUACCAAAUGGAAAAGUGUUAGUUGUUGGUGGACUUUUUGUGGAGAGUCUAGAAACUGCCGAGCUAUAUGAUCCAUCAACGGGAAUAUGGACUAAUACUAGUAUUUUGAAUUAUCCACGAUUUGAUCACAAAACCAUUCUAUUAACAAAUGGAAAAGUUUUAGUUACUGGAGGACUUUUUGAUAUAACUAAAGAUAAGUGUGAGUUGUAUGAUCCAUCAACAGACAUAUGGAAUACUACUGGUAUGUUGAAUUAUGCACGAAUUAAUCACGCACUCGUCGGAUUACCAAAUGGAAAAGCAUUGGUUACUGGAGGACGUUUACUGGAUUUUCUAACUAGUUCUGAGUUAUAUGAUCCAACAACUGAAAUGUGGACAUACACAAGUCAGAUGAAUAAUGCACGAGCAUGGCAUACAGCAUCAGUAUUAACAGAUGGAAAUGUGUUAGUUACUGGUGGAUUUCGUGAUAUUUUUGGUAUUAAGUUGAAUAGUUCUGAAUUGUAUGAUCCUUUAGCAGAAAUGUGGACUACUACUAAUAGUAUGAAUAAUGCACGAGCAGGGCAUACAGCAUCCGUGUUAACAAAUGGUAACGUAUUAGUUACCGGUGGAUAUGGUGAGAAUCAGAGUUAUUUAGAUAGCGCCGAAUUGUAUGCCCUAUCAAUAGAAACAUUGACAACGAUCGAUCAAAUGGAGAAUGUCGGAAAUGAUCGCAAAGGAUCGGUAUUAACAAGUGGAAAUGUGUCAGUUAACCGUGGACAUAACAAUGUGAUUUCGAACAGAACACAGUUACAGAACACUUUCAACGAAUCAAGAGUAUGA